AGCAAGAUCACCAUGGAAUUACUUGUUAAAGCAAACACCCAGUUUGCCUAUGAUAUAUUCCAAGAGUUUUUAAAAUUAAAGAAGGACAACAUCUUCUACUCCCCGAUCAGCAUGUCAUCAGCAUUAGGAAUGGUCUUCUUAGGAGCCAGAGGAAACACUGCACUAGAAUUCCAGAAGACCCUUCAUUUGGAUGCAGUCACAGAGUGUACAGCAGAGACAACUGCAACACGUCACGAAGAAAAGUCAGAAAUUGUACAUCACCAAUUUCAAAAGCUUCUCACUGAAUUAAACCAACCCACUGAUGCCUAUGAGCUAAACAUCGCCAACAGGCUCUACGGGGAAGAGACUUAUCAGUUCCUUCAGGGAUAUUUGGAUGACAUUAAGAAAUUUUACCUAACUACUGUGGAAUCUGUUGAUUUUGCAAAUGCUCCAGAAGAAAGCCGAGUGAAGAUUAAUUCAUGGGUAGAGAGCCAAACAAAUGAAAAAAUCAAGGACCUGUUUCCUGAUGGGACUAUUAGCAAUAAUACCGCACUCGUUUUGGUGAACGCAGUCUACUUCAAAGGACAGUGGGAUCAGAAAUUUAAUAAAGAAAGAACUGAAGAAGCAGAAUUUUGGCUGAAUAAGGAUACAAGCAAAUCUGUGCAAAUGAUGAAACAAAGUGAGUCAUUUAAUUUUGCCUCUCUGGAAGAUGUGCAAGCCAAAAUUCUGGAAAUCCCGUACAAAGGCAAAGAUUUAAGUAUGGUUGUGCUGCUGCCAAAUGAAGCAGAUGGCCUGGGACAGCUUGAAGAUAAACUCACUUCUGAAAAGUUAAUAGAGUGGAUGAGCUCCCAGAAUAUGAACAAGAGGCAGGUGGAUUUAUGCUUACCCAAGUUCAAAGUGGAAGAGAGCUAUGACCUCAAGGCCACACUGGAAGCUAUGGGGAUAGUGGACGCCUUCAGUCCACAAGGUGCUGACCUCUCCGGCAUGACCGGGAGCCGGGAUCUCGUGGUGUCUAAAAUUAUGCACAAGUCCUAUGUGGAGGUGACUGAGGAGGGAACGGAGGCUGCAGCUGCCACUGGUGCACUUGCUGUUCCAAUGUCAAUGCCAAUACGUGAAAAUUUCUGUUGUAAUCGCCCUUUCCUGUUUUUCAUUAGGCACAAUAAGACCCAAAGCAUCCUUUUCUUUGGUAGAGUUUCUUGCCCUUAA
This is a messenger RNA of Tupaia belangeri chinensis (Chinese tree shrew), 1185 nucleotides long. Its product is annotated as serpin B4. Gene Ontology annotation, biological process: negative regulation of endopeptidase activity. The transcript is spliced from 7 exons. The coding region runs from base 13 to 1185 and encodes 390 amino acids. The record is from RefSeq and is a predicted model, not a curated record. Lineage: Eukaryota; Metazoa; Chordata; Mammalia; Scandentia; Tupaiidae. Gene Ontology annotation, molecular function: serine-type endopeptidase inhibitor activity.